AUGGGGUGGACAUCCCCGGUGCUGCCGCAGCUUCGGGGUGCGAACUCCCCGCUGUCGCAGGAGCCAACACUCCAGGAAGAGUCUUGGAUCGGUUCCUUACUGGUGCUCGGGGGAUUGCUCGAUGUUGAGUACCUACUAUCAUCUCGGUUCCUUCUUAAAUAAUUGGGAGGGAGGAACUGUUAUAUUCUAACCUAUUACGUACACAAUACUCCUCUGAACUUAUAGUAAAAAAGGAGUUGAGUGCCCAUAGAGACGGAUUAUUAUUUUUUAUGAUUGUCAACUAAGUUAAUAUUCUAUUAUGCAAAAUAUAAUUAGUAAUUAUUUAACACUAAUCAAGUAAAAAUCAAAUAAAUCUACUUACUUACAUCAGUGCUAGACUUAGGGCCGCAGGCGUUUCUAGUAAUUCCCAGGCCGAAAACGCAGAAAAUAUUUAGAUGAUAUGUUUAUACAUGAGCGAGAAAACAACAGAUUGCAUAUUGCAUAUGAAUGCAAAUUCAUUCAAAAUCCGAAAGAAAGUAUUCCGAAUUGUCAUGUUCGGAUCAGUUUUUCUCAAGAUUGCCCCUACAAACACACAACCAAAGUUAUAAAAUUUAACCCUUUUAAUAUUAGUAUCUAUAAAUAAAGCAACUUUCAUAUCCAGGUCCUCUGAUUACCGUCCCGUUGUCGAGGCACAUAGGCCGUCGAUGGAUCAUCAUGAGCACAAACGUUCCUUUGCUACUGGGCUGGCUGCUGGCCGGCGUCGCCACUAACCUGGAGACUUUGUACGUGGCGCGCAUCAUGUGGGGAUGUGCAACUGGUAUGCAGUUCGCUACCAUCCCUAUAUACAUCGGAGAGAUCGCCGAGGACAAGAUUAGAGGUUCACUUAGUGCUUUGUUCCUGCUGUUCAUCAAUGUGGGCUUCCUGUUGGCGUAUGCUAUCGGACCAUUCACCUCCUAUUGGGGUCUGACUGCUGCCGGUGGAAUCCUGUCUCUAUUCUACGUGCCUUUCACCUGGUUCAUACCUGAAUCGCCGUUCUUUUUGGUUUACAAAGCUGUGUUACAACAGAUACGUGGCACCUCGAAGGAAGCUGUACAACCAGAGCUGGACUCUCUCCAAGCUAUGAUCGCGCGUGAAUUCAAAGAGGAACCACGUAUCAAAGACUUGUGGGCGACACGAGGAAAUCUGAAGGCUUUGGGUAUCUGCGUGUUCCUCGCGAUGUUACUCCAGUUGUCUGGCAUAGACGUGCUCCUGUUCUACAUGGAGGAGUUGUUGGCUAAGGUCGGCUCCACCAUAUCGGCGGCGCACGGCACCAUCAUCAUGGGCGUGGUGCAAGUGGUCACCAGCUGCAUCACACCGCUGGUGGUAGACCGGCUCGGAAGAAAACUUUUAAUGUGGACUACGUCGCUUGGACUUACCAUUUUCCUGGGUUUAAUAGGAGUGUAUGCGGUAUUGGACUCACAUUUCAAGGUGGAUGUGUCGCACGUGGCGUUCAUACCGUUACUGUGUCUGGUUGUCUACAUGAUACUCUUCACUUUGGGCGUGGGGCCCGUACCAUGGAUCCUGGUAGCAGAGAUGUUUCCUGUGAAGACUAAAUGUCUAGCCAGCGGCAUAGCUUCCUUCAUGUGCUGGCUGGCUGGCUUCGUGUGGACCAGGUUCUUCCGUGACGUGGCGGCUUCGUACGGCAUCUACACCGCGUUCUGGAUCCUGGCUGUAUGCUGCGGAUUCGGGUUCAUUUUCUCAGCCACGCUAUUGCCCGAAACUAAAGGAAAAACUUUCGACGAGAUACAAGAUAUGUUAAACAAAAGAUCUGGAAAAGAAGAGGUGAAGCCAGUGGAUGUUUAAAUUAAUUUUAAUACAAUAAGAUAAUUCAUUCACUAAUUUAUGUUUCCAAUAUUUCAUUAUAGUAACUAAUAUAAAUAAAAACUUUAUAAACAACUAUCGUAUUUAAUUAACAUCAUUAUAAUUAAUAAUCAAACUAAAACUGGAUACUCCUGGCACUUUAUUGAAUUUCAAAACUAUUCAAACGAAUCGAUCAGCAUUUUUUCUUAUUCAUUAACAUAUUUAUACUUUUAUAUAUAAAAAUAUCGAAUAAUUAUAAUAAUAUCCUACGAAACAUUUUUACACACAUCUUUCGUUCAAACAAAAACAAUUAAUGAAACUCGAUACAAUAUUAUUUAUUCUAUAAUAAACUUACAAUAUAAUUAAAAGUACAUAUAAUCAGGAAUUUAUCUCUGGAAUUGUAACGGGCAAAUUCUGAGGCCUAGGACGUCUUUGCCGAUUUCUGCGACUCCGCAAACUGGGCACAGUUUACCUUUGUGUUCAGGUAGGAAGCACGCAGAACAAAGGGAGCACUUUUCCUCCGGUUUCCCUCUAUAUAUAGGUUUGUAUGAUAUACCGCAAAUAUUGAAUGGAUUGUGCUCGUCGUAAUAUAGUUGGUGUUCGUCCGUCGGAGUUUUCUCGCACGCUUGUAAUAUCUUCCUCGCUUGCUGAGCUACUUCCGGACGAGGACCCAGUUCUAGAAGACGACGGGCGAAGGAUGCGGCCGUCCUGAAAUUCUUCAGUUUAAAGAACAUGUUGAGGGCUGUUCUGAGGGUCAGGAUUUGGUGGACCGGCUGUAGUUUACAGUGUGUGAAGUACGCGGCCAUUUCGCACGUGCGCUUCUGUUCUUCUAGUGUGUUUUUCGGCAUCGCUGAAAUGUGAUAGGGUAUUUAUUUAUUC
Molecule: messenger RNA, 2697 nt
Organism: Diatraea saccharalis (sugarcane borer)
Lineage: Eukaryota; Metazoa; Arthropoda; Insecta; Lepidoptera; Crambidae
Source: the annotation of a GenBank genome assembly